Molecule: messenger RNA, 2905 nt
Organism: Prinia subflava (tawny-flanked prinia)
Lineage: Eukaryota; Metazoa; Chordata; Aves; Passeriformes; Cisticolidae
Product: serine/threonine-protein phosphatase 4 regulatory subunit 3B-like
Exons: 11
Coding region: 887-2707 (606 amino acids)
Biological process (GO): protein dephosphorylation; DNA damage response
Cellular component (GO): protein phosphatase 4 complex; nucleoplasm
Molecular function (GO): protein phosphatase activator activity
Source: RefSeq, a predicted model, not a curated record
CUGUCCUCUCUUGGUUCUCCCUAGAACCAAGCUCAAAACCAGCUCUUUGAGACACAUUUUCAUCAAGAACGUUUAGCCCCUAAAAAGGGGAGGUGGGAUUCAGAGAAGGGUUGAACUGGGGGAAACUGCCUCACCAGUUAUGGCUCUAAUUGGUGAUUUUUGUCCAUUGUGCUAAUUUGCUAAACUUAGAAAACUGUAUUUUUUUGACAUUUUCCAAAUCUGCCCCUGGAGGCCUCAAAAAACCCCAGCCUUUAUAUUACCUCCUAUACAACAUUAUAUUGAAAGUGUGUGUUGUUUCAUUUAUGGGUUCUUUAAGGCAUCCCAAGGGUAGAAGAAGCUGGGACAACCCUCAGCUGUGAAACACUGGACCUGUUCCUUGCCAUCUGAUUUCCAAAGGCCUUCAACACUUCCAGGGAUGGGGCAGCCACAACCUCUCUGGGCAACCUCUGCCAGUGCCUCACUGCUCUUACAGUCCAGCAUUUCUUCCUAGUAUCUAAUAAAAACCAGCUUAAGGCUAUUCCCCGUCUUCCCUGCCUGCCCUUGGGAAGAGCCCCUCUGCAGCCUAUUUACAGCCCCCCAGCAGGUAGAGGAAGGGGUUCUAAAAGUUCUGAAGCGUCAACAGCAGCCAGCAGCCGUUGGUCACUGGCAGUCAUGAGCCCAACAUUCUGGAGUCUGGGAGUUGGAGGGACAGGCCAAUCAGCAGGCUCUGGUCCAGGUAACGUCACAGUGGCUGAGGAACACCUGAGGCAGUUGGAGGCGCAGAGCAGCAGCAGGACGGUGCAGAGCAGGCUCCUGCUUGCCUCCUGUCCUCCUCUGGCUAUUGGCGUUAUUCUGUGGAAGUCACCCGAGGGCUUUUCCUUGAGUUGGAAGAGGAACACCCAAAGAAAUGGGUAGGAUUGGUCGUUUGAUGGACCUUCCUACCUGUGAACUCCACAGGCUUAGGGAGAUUGCAGACCUAGUGACCUCCGUCCGCCUCUCACGCACCCGUAAGCAAAAGCUGGCGCUGGCCUUGAAGAAUAAAGGCUAUAUUCCAAAGCUGCUACAGCUUUUCCAGGUCUGUGAGAGCGCAAAGAACACCGAAGGCCUGCACCUCCUGUUUGACAUUGUGAGAGGGAUUUUGUACCUGGACAAAGCCAUUCUGUUUGAGGUGAUGUUUUCCGACGAGUGUAUCCUGGGUGUCCUCGGAUGCCUUGAGUAUGAUCCUUGCUUGGCUCAGCCAGGACGGCACAGGGAGUGCCUGGCCAAAACAGCAAAGCUUCAGGAGGUUAUUCCUGUCAGAGACCCUGAACUCAGGAAAAAAAUCCGCCAGGCGUCCGGGGCACAGUACAUUCAGGCCAUCAUCAUGCCUAACCCAUCAGAUUUUGAAGAAGGUUUUCUUUCCACCCUCGAUUCCUUCAUCAGCUCCAGAAAAGAGGAGAUUUUACAUGGGUUGCAGAAAGAUGAGGCAUUUCUGCCUGAAGUUUUUGAACAAUUAACAAAUGAAGCUACAGGUGGCGAGCAGCGAUGUGAAUUGAUUAAGUUUUUCAAGGAAUUCUGUGCCUUUUCUUUCACGUUACCUGAGAAAAGAGAUGAGUUUCUUCAAACUUUGGGAAAGUUGGGAUUUCUUCCAACUCUUGAAAUGUUAAUGGGAAUGGAUGAGCUGCAAGUUAGAUCUGCUGCUACAGAUAUAUUGUCUUAUCUAGUAGAAUUUAGUCCAACCACAGUCCAAGAAUUUGUAAUGCAAGAGGCCCGGCAGAGUGAGAAAGAUACCCAACUCAUCACUGAGGUCAUUAAGCAGAUGAUCUGUACUCCCAGCCCUGAAUUUGGAGGAGAUAAUCAGUUAAUGGAGAUUUUUUGUGCUCUGAUUGAUCCAGAGAAAAUGCUGGCCACAGCUAGUAAUUUAGAAGUAUUUGAAUUUCUCGAUAUCUUCUACGACCGUUACAUCCAUGUUCUUACUGCGCCGCUCCUGGCUGAUACCUCAGAUGAAUGGCAUGAAAUAGAUAAUUACCGAACAGCAGAAAUACUUGCCUCAGUUUUGGAGCUGCUGUCUUUCUGUGUGGAAAGGCACCAGUAUCACAUGAAGAUUUACAUGAUCAAGAAAGAUCUGCUGAGAAGAGCACUGGUCUUGAUGAAAUCCAAACACAAAUUUCUGGCCUUGUCUGCUCUUCGCUUUAUGAGGAAGAUAAUUGGCCUGAAGGAUGAACUUUAUAACCACUACAUCACUCUGGGAAAGCUGCUUGAACCAGUUGUGAAUGCUGUGUUGGACAACAGGAAUAGGUGCAACCUGCUCAAAUCUGCCUCGAUGGAGCUGUUUGAAUUCAUCCGAAAGGAGAAUAUUCAGCUCCUCAUUGUACAUAUAGUUGAGAACUUCUCUGAUGUGCUGGAAUCUGUCACAGACAUUCACACAUUCCAGGGACUGAAGACAAAAUAUGAACAAGGAAAAGACCAGCAAAAAGAGAAACUGAACAGUGUCCCCUCCAUAUUGCUUGGUGAGACAUUUGUCAAAGAAGCAGCAGCCUCACAGGUGGAUGAGGUCCUGCAGUUCAGUGAAAGAGAAGAGAAGGCAGCUCCAGUGUCACCACCAAGCUCCAGAGGCUCCUGUCCAACGUGCACGACCCUGACCGCGGCGCUGGCAGCCCCCAAGAGAGGUAUAUUUGAAAUAUUUGGUUUUCCUGGUGAUGAAGAUGAGGAGACACCGCCAAAGAAAAGAGCUCGCCUGGAUUCCUAAAGGAAACUGAAAUUUUUAAUUAAGAAUUUUUAUUAUGGGUUUUCCAGUGCUGCAGCUGUUUCGUGUUAAAAUACGGAACCAGCUGCAAUCCAUCACAUAGAUCUGUCUUGUCAUAUAUGUUAUUAUAUAAUAAUAAUAAUGUAAUGUAGUGGUAAUAUAUUGAUAUGAUAUGCUAUGAUAUAAUAUAAUACAAUACAA